GCUGCAGCACCCCCCAACCCCUCCCUGUGGCGGGCGGCUGGUGCAGGCACCACGGAGCUGACGGGCAGCACCAACCUGAUCACACACUACAAUCUGGAGCAUGCCUACAACAAGUUCUGCGGCAAGAAGGUGAAGGAGAAGCUCAGCAACUUCCUCCCCGACCUGCCUGGCAUGAUCGACCUGCCCGGCUCCCACGACAACAGCAGCCUGCGCUCCCUCAUCGAGAAGCCCCCCAUCUGUGGCAGCUCUUUCACCCCCCUCACUGGCACUAUGCUCACAGGCUUCCGCCUCCACGCUGGCCCGCUGCCUGAGCAGUGCCGGCUGAUGCACAUCCAGCCGCCAAAGAAGAAGAACAAGCACAAGCACAAGCAGAGCCGCACCCAGGAUCCCGUCCCCCCAGAAACCCCCUCAGACUCUGACCACAAGAAGAAAAAGAAGAAAAAAGAGGAGGAUCCGGAACGGAAGAGGAAGAAGAAAGAGAAGAAGAAAAAGAAGAACCGGCACAGUCCGGAGCACCCAGGGGUGGGCAGCUCCCAGGCCAGCAGCAGCAGCAGCUUGCGGUGAGGCCGCGCCGGCGCCACCCCCAGGGCACCC
Egretta garzetta (little egret) is the source of this 594-nucleotide messenger RNA. It is a transcript of the gene MED19, whose product is annotated as mediator complex subunit 19. The annotation marks the transcript as partial. The record is from RefSeq and is a predicted model, not a curated record. Gene Ontology annotation, cellular component: mediator complex. Gene Ontology annotation, biological process: positive regulation of transcription by RNA polymerase II. NCBI's taxonomy places the organism in Eukaryota, Metazoa, Chordata, Aves, Pelecaniformes, Ardeidae. The transcript has 4 exons. Gene Ontology annotation, molecular function: transcription coregulator activity; transcription factor binding.